Schistocerca serialis cubense is the source of this 555-nucleotide messenger RNA. Its product is annotated as trypsin-6-like. Gene Ontology annotation, molecular function: serine-type endopeptidase activity. Lineage: Eukaryota; Metazoa; Arthropoda; Insecta; Orthoptera; Acrididae. The transcript is spliced from 2 exons. The record is from RefSeq and is a predicted model, not a curated record. The coding region runs from base 1 to 555 and encodes 184 amino acids. Gene Ontology annotation, biological process: proteolysis.
AUGACUGCUAAACACUGUAUCGAGCGGACUGAAACCGACGGCGAAGUAACACUGCGAGUUGGAACAUCUGACCGAGAAAGCGGGGGAUAUGUGAUUGGCGUCGAUAAAAUUGUUUCACAUAGCAUCGCCGACAUCGCUGUUUUACACGUGCAGCUGGAGUUCCCUAUGGGACAAAAAGUGCAGGUGGUGACGCUGGGAACAGGGUCUCUAGACAUCGACACAGUGGGGACCGUGGUCGGAUGGGGCUUGAGUGGCGUGCAUCCCAGCCCCAAGAGGAUAGGGAAGACCACAAUGGUUGUGGUGCCACGUGUCGAGUGCUACCCUAGGGGCUUGGAAGAGCAACUGAACACCUUUUACUGUAUGCGCCCUCAACAAGAAGGCACUGGCGCCUGCAGAGGUGACAGUGGAGGGCCGUUUCUCGUCGACAACAUGCAGCACGGCAUCCUCUGGUCGGGAGCCUGCACAGGACAGAUAAGGGAUCGAUUUACGUUCACCAAUCCAGUUAGUUUACGAGAUUGGAUUACCAGUGCCAUAGAUUCAUUCCUGGAAAGUUGA